Chionomys nivalis (European snow vole) is the source of this 824-nucleotide messenger RNA. It is a transcript of the gene Reep6, whose product is annotated as receptor accessory protein 6. The record is from RefSeq and is a predicted model, not a curated record. The transcript has 6 exons. The coding region runs from base 83 to 718 and encodes 211 amino acids. Lineage: Eukaryota; Metazoa; Chordata; Mammalia; Rodentia; Cricetidae.
UCGAAGGCUAUUCGGCCUCGGCGGAGCCGGUGCGCGAGGCUGCGGGUGUGCUUGAGCGGCCUGCCCCGGGCCCGCCGCUGCCAUGGACGGUCUGCGCCAGCGCUUCGAGCGGUUUCUAGAGCAGAAGAACGUUGCCACCGAAGCGCUCGGAGCGCUCGAAGCCAGGACCGGUGUAGAGAAGCGGUAUCUGGCCGCGGGGGCUCUCGCGCUGCUAAGCCUGUAUCUUCUGUUCGGCUACGGGGCCUCUCUACUGUGCAAUGUCAUCGGAUUUGUAUACCCCGCAUAUGCUUCAGUCAAAGCUAUCGAGAGCCCAGCCAAGGAAGACGAUACUGUGUGGCUAACCUACUGGGUGGUGUACGCCCUGUUCGGCCUGAUCGAGUUCUUCAGCGAUCUACUCCUGUUCUGGUUCCCUUUCUACUACGCGGGCAAGUGCGCCUUCCUGUUAUUCUGCAUGACUCCGGGACCCUGGAACGGGGCUCUAAUACUGUACCAUCGCGUCAUACGACCACUAUUUCUAAAACACCACGUGGCCCUAGACAGCGCCGUGAACAAUCUCAGCGGAAGGGCGUUGGACAUAGCGGCUGGGAUAACCCGGGACGUACUGCAGGCCCUGGCACGGGGCCGGGCUCUCGUCACCCCAGCCUCAACAAUGGAGCCCCCAGCCGCUCUGGAACCGGACUCCAAGUCAGGUCAGAGUCUGCUCCUGAAGCACAAGUGAGAUCCCCUGGGAGCCUGUGCACAGAGCCCCUGGCCAGUGACAAAGAGCACACAGCCGAGGCCCAGCUCUCUGACUCCUCCUCAGACGCCCAAACAGAGACCGAACA